Oryza sativa Japonica Group (Japanese rice) is the source of this 1655-nucleotide messenger RNA. RefSeq names its product superoxide dismutase [Fe] 2, chloroplastic-like. Gene Ontology annotation, biological process: superoxide metabolic process. Lineage: Eukaryota; Viridiplantae; Streptophyta; Magnoliopsida; Poales; Poaceae. Gene Ontology annotation, cellular component: chloroplast nucleoid. The record is from RefSeq and is a predicted model, not a curated record. Gene Ontology annotation, molecular function: metal ion binding; superoxide dismutase activity.
AAGUGAAAAAGAAAAAAGCUUCGAUUUUUUCUUUUGCAGAGGUGGUGGAUAGAUAGCGCGGCAGAGGAAAGAGGAGAAGAAAAGAUGGCGGCUUUCGCCUCCGCUCUCCGCGUUCUCCCCUCGCCGCCGGCUGCGGUGCCUCGUCGGCUUCGCUCGAGAGAACAAAGGCAGGGCUGUAGAUCUCGAAGGUAUUCAAAAGUCGUGGCUUACUACGCUCUCACUACUCCGCCGUAUAAACUUGAUGCCCUGGAACCUUAUAUUAGCAAGAGGACAGUUGAACUUCACUGGGGUAAGCAUCAGCAAGACUAUGUGGAUAGCUUGAAUAAGCAGCUUGCUACCAGCAUGUUCUAUGGGUACACUCUGGAGGAACUAAUAAAAGAAGCAUACAACAACGGCAACCCAUUACCAGAAUAUAAUAAUGCAGCACAGGUAUGGAACCAUCACUUCUUCUGGGAAUCAAUGCAGCCAGAAGGUGGUGGGUCACCAGGGCGAGGUGUCCUGCAGCAGAUAGAGAAGGAUUUUGGCUCUUUUACUAAUUUUAGGGAAGAGUUUAUACGCUCAGCAUUAUCACUUUUGGGGUCUGGCUGGGUUUGGCUUGUCUUGAAGAGAAAAGAACGAAAAUUUUCGGUAGUCCAUACACAAAAUGCCAUCAGUCCACUUGCACUUGGUGAUAUUCCACUCAUCAAUCUAGACUUGUGGGAGCAUGCUUACUACUUGGAUUACAAGGAUGACAGGCGAAUGUAUGUUACAAACUUUAUCGACCAUCUUGUCUCUUGGGAUACUGUCACUCUACGCAUGAUGCGCGCUGAGGCUUUUGUGAACCUUGGUGAACCAAAUAUCCCAGUUGCAUGAUAUGAGAUGAUAUGGAUAUGACCUAGAGAUAUCUAUGCAUGUAUUCUCAUCAUGAGAAAUGCAGCCGUUCUGCAGCACCACAUGGCUGCAGUCUGCAGACAUCUUUGUCUUCUACUCUGUAAACUGCAACCAAUAACCUGCUCAUGUGAUGUCUACUGUCAAUAGUGGAUGUACCCUGCAACAACUCCAAUUGAAAAACCAUUUGCAUGUUCCAUGCUGAUUGGUAUGGCAGGUUAACCUGCUCAACUUGUCACUGGAUCAAUCAAAACAGUAGGAAGAAUCUGUCUGUACGACUGUACCAAAUACCAACCCUGCAAGAGAUAAUUUCACACGCAUAGAAAGCACUUCAGAUAACAGUAUUCUGGGUUUCUUACAAUAGUCCUCUUUUUCAGAACACAAAUGCUCGAUUCUGACAAAGUUUCCAUCUACUACAUGUUUAUUAAUUUUACAUGAUGACAACGGGCUGAUAAAUUAUGAAAUCUCAGGGGUAAGAGAGAUGGAGGCGAUCUCCAUCCUCAUCUUGAUCAUGUUCUUGCUAUGGCUUGAUAUGGCAGCCUAGUUGCAGCAGCAGCAGAGGCAGUCGAGGCAGCACUCGCAGGUCUCGUAGCAGCAGAAGCAGCACAGUGCAGUGAAGAUGCUGCAAUCAGAAUGAGAGAAAUAGUUAGCGAGAUCGAUCAGGAUUUUGCUAAAAAAGAUUCACAAAAGUUUCAUGAUUUGUAAACUUAAAAACUGACGAUAUCAGAAACAGAGUGUAGCAGAGUUGAAGUAGUUUCAGCAGGUGUAUUGACUUCUGAAGAUGUGUA